Betta splendens (Siamese fighting fish) is the source of this 1395-nucleotide messenger RNA. Its product is annotated as prolyl 4-hydroxylase subunit alpha-2. Gene Ontology annotation, molecular function: procollagen-proline 4-dioxygenase activity; iron ion binding; L-ascorbic acid binding. Gene Ontology annotation, cellular component: endoplasmic reticulum. NCBI's taxonomy places the organism in Eukaryota, Metazoa, Chordata, Actinopteri, Anabantiformes, Osphronemidae. The record is from RefSeq and is a predicted model, not a curated record. The transcript is spliced from 5 exons. Gene Ontology annotation, biological process: peptidyl-proline hydroxylation to 4-hydroxy-L-proline. The coding region runs from base 176 to 550 and encodes 124 amino acids.
UUUGUAGCCGAAAGUCUGACCUUUAGAGACGAACGUAAGGGAACAAACCAUUUUCUCACUCUGCCUCUGACAUUUGUUCUCCAAACACACUUGAGGGGAUCAAAGCUGUAGCAUUGAGCAGGAAAUGUCACCGUCACUCCAAACGCUGUAUUAAAACACACGCGGCUGCAUAUAAAUGGUCUUUCUUCUCACUGACCAGGUCGCUAACUAUGGAGUUGGAGGACAGUACGAGCCGCAUUUUGACUUCUCCAGGCGUCCUUUUGACAGCAAUCUCAAGGUCGAUGGAAAUAGACUUGCUACCUUCCUAAACUAUAUGAGUGACGUUGAGGCGGGAGGCGCCACCGUCUUCCCUGACUUUGGAGCCGCAAUCAGGCCCAGAAAGGGAACAGCAGUGUUCUGGUAUAAUCUGUUCCGGAGCGGAGAAGGCGACUAUAGGACCAGACACGCAGCCUGUCCGGUCCUGGUUGGAAGUAAAUGGGUGUCAAACAAGUGGUUUCAUGAGAGAGGGCAGGAGUUCAGGAGACCCUGUGGCCUGACAGAAGUGGACUGAAGGGGGCUCCACACCCGAAACGAGCAGACUCACACACACACAGACAGACAGACACACACACACACACACACACACACACACACACACACACACACACACACACACACACACACACACACACACACACACACACACACACACACACACACACACUCCACGUGCCUUAAUGCUUUACUUUCUUAAAUCUGAUCCUUGAGUUCUGGCUGAAGAGAAUCCGUUCAUUUCCUGUUAGCCUAUAAAGACACUCCCCUGUCGCACAUGUCCAUGUGAAUUACUGCAAAGCAAGAAUUAAAUUAAAAAUAUGAACGUCAGCACAAAGUCUUAUCAGAUCACUCUUGGUUUUCCAAAGUGCUUAGAUUUCAGCUUUAUUUUCACUCUCAGAUAAAUAGUUUCAGAGUUUGUUCCAAUGUAAACAUUUAUUCCUUGAGAGACGGCAACUAUGCAUUUAAAGUAUUAGUGUUUGAAAGAACCCAGUUCUAAUUUUGGCACUGCACUGAAUUGUAAAUUAUACCAAAAUGGACCAAUAUUUAAUAUCAAGUGCCUCCUGAAGAUUUUAAGUCUGACUAAAACAACUCCUCCACUAUGAGAUCAUUGAUCUCAUAGUGGCCACACUGAGUUUAACAAUAUCCCAACUUCGUUCCACAAAUUGGAUUAAAACUUUACUCAUAUUCUUUGUCUUAAAUCUUUAUGUUCCUGUUUCAAACCAAACAUACAUUAUGAUGCAUUUGCUCAAAUCGUGUCCAGAUCCAAUUUUAUUUAUAUAGUUUUUAAAUUAUUCCACUGUUGUUACAUUGUGAGCUCCUCCUGCAAGCAAGCGAGUCAAUAAACAGUGUCAUUUAAUGAAA